Folsomia candida is the source of this 1107-nucleotide messenger RNA. RefSeq lists its product as uncharacterized. Lineage: Eukaryota; Metazoa; Arthropoda; Collembola; Entomobryomorpha; Isotomidae. The transcript has 3 exons. The record is from RefSeq and is a predicted model, not a curated record. The coding region runs from base 304 to 903 and encodes 199 amino acids.
AAAAUUGUCCCCAAAAGAUCAGCUCGGAUCAGAUUAAACUCUGAACCAAUGAGAGAUUCAGUUGACACCCAAAUCACAGAUUGAAAUCCAACCCUCUCUCCUCUUUCGAAAAAAACUCUGGAGAGUCGACGCAUCAGAUUCUCAAAUCCCUCAUCCGAUCUGCAUGGCAAUGGAAUGGAUGAGAAUGGAUGAGAAUAUACCCGGAUGGGAAGAGAAUUUCCCACAUUUUUAUCCCAGAUUUGAUUGACACCUCAAUAAAACGGGAUCUCUGGUUAUUUCCAAAAUUUUAAAAUUUCCAAAUUCAUGGAGGAGCACACUACUUAUUUUGAUCCCGAUUUCGAACCAUGGUUAGCAAACAAGGGACACGUCACAAGUCUCCACUUCCUCUGGGCAUGUCACGGAUUGAGAAGUUUGCUUCGUACCACCGGAAGUGGUGGACCUGGCCUCGGAAAUCUGCCUCGUCUCAUAGUUCGCAUUUAUCACGAGUGGAUCGUUCCUCCGAGUGGGUUGAACUUAUCGAAGGAAACUUUAAGGACGACGAUAAGCUAUCUGCUUCGGUUGGGUCCGCCAAGUUUGACAAAUUUGGAGGAGCAUGUCGCCAUCCUGGAGGAAAUUGAGGGGCACGUCCAUUCAAAUUUGAGGUCAGAGUUCAUCCCACAGUUUCAGAAGAAGAAGAGCCGACGGGACAAGAAGGUGCCCAAUUUUGGAGGAGGUGACCUCCUAAUUAAUGGACGCGAUGACCUUGGUACUCCAAACGUACCCUGCCGACCACCUCAGCCACCAGAGCUCAAACCAGCUCAAUUUUUCGAGCAGGUGGCCUCUCGACUUAAAAUCUUGGCGUUAUCGUCACCCCCCACAAACGGAGAAGGAGAAGAAAUCAGCAAUAUCAGUCAUCAGCAAUAAAUAAAUCAACCAAAAUAUAGUACACAAGUCAGAAAUUUAUGAAAUUUUAUUUUGAAAAAUUAGUCAAAUUUCACUAAAUAUAAUUGUUUUCUUAAUUUUGUGCAAGUCAUAAUCAUUAAGUUGUAAUGUAAAUAUUAAGAAGAGAAGAAAUUCCAAGUGACCAUAAUUGAAAGAAACAUUUAUUUAUGAAAAUGAAUCCAAAAC